AUGGCCCCUCCGCCGCAGCCGAAGCCGCCGACGCGCUGGCCGCGCGUCGGCGUCGGCGUCCUCAUCGUCAAGGGCGACACGAUCCUCGUCGGCAAGCGCAAGGGGAGCCACGGCGCCGGGCAGUACGCCCUCCCGGGCGGGAAGCUCGAGUGGAAAGAGACGUGGGAGGCGUGCGCGCGAAGGGAGGUCCUGGAGGAGACCGGGAUCGUCCUGAAGGGUCCGGUGGAGUACGCGCACACGUGCGAGGCGGUCAUCGACGAGGAUAACCACUGGAUCACGGUCUUCAUGCGCGCGGAGGUGACGCGAGCGACGCAGCCGGUCAACUUGGAGCCUGACAAGUGCGAGGGAUGGGAGUGGGUGAAGUGGGACGGCGUGGGGAUGCCGCGGUUCAAGCCGCUGGACAUCAUCUUAAACUCGAGGUACACGCCGUUCGCGCCCGCGGAGGAGGGCGGCGCGGAGUGA
Micromonas pusilla CCMP1545 is the source of this 462-nucleotide messenger RNA. RefSeq lists its product as uncharacterized. Gene Ontology annotation, cellular component: cytosol. The transcript has a single exon. Gene Ontology annotation, biological process: dGTP catabolic process. Gene Ontology annotation, molecular function: 8-oxo-7,8-dihydrodeoxyguanosine triphosphate pyrophosphatase activity. The coding region runs from base 1 to 462 and encodes 153 amino acids. Lineage: Eukaryota; Viridiplantae; Chlorophyta; Mamiellophyceae; Mamiellales; Mamiellaceae. The record is from RefSeq and is a predicted model, not a curated record.